Molecule: messenger RNA, 1686 nt
Organism: Siniperca chuatsi (mandarin fish)
Lineage: Eukaryota; Metazoa; Chordata; Actinopteri; Centrarchiformes; Sinipercidae
Product: dehydrogenase/reductase SDR family member 7C-B-like
Exons: 8
Coding region: 156-1166 (336 amino acids)
Biological process (GO): regulation of release of sequestered calcium ion into cytosol by sarcoplasmic reticulum
Cellular component (GO): sarcoplasmic reticulum membrane
Molecular function (GO): all-trans-retinol dehydrogenase (NAD+) activity
Source: RefSeq, a predicted model, not a curated record
CCAAAGUAUUGCUCUGUCGACUGUCAUGUCGGAGGAGCUCUGUGAGUGAGCUGCUGAGGCGUGCAGCUACAUCUCCUCAGGAGUGGAAUAAAUCCAGAGAGCAGAACACCUGCAGAGGCCUGAGAAGCAAGCUGUAAGAAUAGUUAGAUUUAAAAAUGGUUGUAGAGGGUGAGAUGGAGUCGAAUGUUACGGAGCCGGAGAGCUUUUGGGAUAUCCUCCAGGAGAUGGACCCAGUAUGGACCACCACAGUUCUGCUGGUGCCGUUUGUAGUCGUGCUAACCGCUGGAUUUUUCUACCUCUAUGGUGCGGUUAUCAGUCUGUUGUCCAAAACAUCCGUACGCAAUAAGGUGGUGGUUAUAACCGAUGCUUUAUCCGGGCUUGGAAAAGAAUGUGCAGGUGUGUUUCACAAAGGAGGGGCGAGGCUGAUCCUCUGUGGCAAAAGCUGGGAGAAACUUGAAGAACUUGCCGAUGAUUUGGCAAACGCCUCAGACCCAACUGUAACGUUUCCCUCUAAACUGGUGCUGCUGGAUUUUGGAGAUAUGGACAGCAUGCCUGAGGCGAUCGCAGAGAUCCUGGAGUGUUACGGCUGCCUGGAUAUUCUCAUCCUCAACAGCAGCAUAAAGGUCAAAGCACCUGCACAGAGUCUGUCUCUGGAGAUGGACAAGUUACUAAUGGACAACAACUACUUUGGACCGGCCACACUGGCCAAAGGUUUGCUGCCCUCCAUGAUCUCCAGGAGAGCUGGCCACCUGCUCCUGGUCAACAGCAUCCAAGGGAAACUAGCGGUGCCUUUCCGCACUGCAUAUGCAGCCUCUAAACAUGCGGUCCAGGCCUUCUUUGACUGCCUGAGAGCUGAAGUGGAAGAGUACGGCAUCUCCGUCAGCACCAUCAACCACACCUUCAUCAGUCACUCUGCGUCUGAAAACACAGAGGCAGCCUCCUCCCGAUCCAUCUGGUCACUGUUGUACACUAAGAAACCCUUUGGCGUUUCUCCAGAUGAGGCAGCUGCUGAGAUCGUGAAGACUUUAAACAACAAGAGGAAAGAGGUGGUAAUUGCUCCCUCGCUCCCCAAGGUGGCCAUCUACACCAGAUCCUUCUUCCCUAAUGUGUUCUUCGCUGUGAUGGCUGCAGGAGUAAACAACGCUGCUGCCUCUGAGAAGAUGUAGUGCUGCGGCCGUAAUGACUGAGGAUAUUUAUGACGGGGCGAAGGUGAAACAAAUCAGUGGAAAAUUACAGCAGGUCUGGGAUUGAUGUUUUAUCGCCCAUUCAUCCAUGCAGGCAGCCUGAAAAUAACUUUGAUAAUCUGUUCUGUCCUGUUUUUCCAUUAAAUCUUUUGAGCUACAUUUAAGAUGUGAGCCCCCAGAUUGCAUUUAAACCAUCUGAGUGUUGAUCUUAAAUGUACUGACAAGGAAUAUGGUCAAACUUAAAAAUGAUCUUUAAAAAUGUGUACAGAGAACAUGCUGUCCUGAGUUGUGAUGACAUCCAAAGGACACCUCAUAUUUAUCGUUAUAUGUUGAUUUUCCAUAGUUUCUCCAUCAGAAGGAAUCAUUUUCUGUAUAUUUUACAGGUUAACGUACAUAAAAUUAUCACUAGAGUGCAGAAUUUACAUAAAAAUUGUAUCUGUUCUUGUAUUUGUGGACUUGAUAACAUUUAGAAUACAAAUAAAAGUAUCUAUGUGUAAGCCCA